AUGGGCCAGGCCCAUUACUAUAAAUACGCAUGCACUUUGCUUCCAAAACCACACUUUGCAAUGGCAACUUCUAAGGUAAUUCUCAGUAACGUUCUUUUUGUGUUGCUUUGUUUGGGCAUUUGCUCAGCUGCUAGAACACUCCUCACUCUAGAGGAACAUGUGAACUUGCAUGGCGCUGUUGGUACUGUUGUUGUUGGUGGAUAUGGCGGUGGUGGAGGGAGCGGUGGCGGCGGAGGAGGUGGAGCCCCGGUUGAGCACGGUGGUGGUGGUUAUGGAGAAGGAGCUGGAGGAGGUGAAGGCGCCGGUGCUGGAUAUGGUGCGGCGGGUGGUGGACACGGUGGUGGUGGAGGAAACGGUGGUGGAGGUGGCGGUGGUGCUGAUGGUGGUGGAUAUGGCGGAGGGGCUGGUAAAGGGGGUGGGGAAGGAUAUGGCGGAGGUGGAGCAAAUGGGGGUGGUUAUGGUGGUGGAGGUGGAAGUGGAGGGGGAGGAGGCGGUGGUGCAGGGGGUCUGGUAGUGGUUAUGGAGGUGGGGAAGGGAGUGGAGCUGGUGGUGGAUACGGUGGAGCGAAUGGUGGAGGAGGAGGUGGAAGUGGAGGAGGUGGUGGAGGAGGUGCUGGCGGAGCACAUGGUGGGGGAUAUGGUGGUGGUGAGGGAGCUGGACAAGGAGCUGGUGGAGGAUAUGGUGGUGGAGCAGCUGGUGGGGGUGGCGGUGGCUCUGGUGGCGGUGGAGGCUAUGGUGGUGGAGGUGCACGUGGGGGUGGAUAUGGAGGUGGUGGUGGGAGUGGCGAAGGUGGUGGCCACGGUGGGGGUUACUACCCCUGAGAUGAAUAGAAUACAUUACCUAAGAAAUAUGGUAGCUACCUCCUUGUGGCUAUAG
Molecule: messenger RNA, 876 nt
Organism: Sphenostylis stenocarpa
Lineage: Eukaryota; Viridiplantae; Streptophyta; Magnoliopsida; Fabales; Fabaceae
Source: the annotation of a GenBank genome assembly